CCCCAGUAUAUACGAGGGAGACAUGAGGGCCGAGGAGGACGUCCUUCAAUGGCUCGUCCAACAGAAGACUGAGGACACCAUCGAGUCUGUGAAUCGGGAACUCCUGGAACAGCUCAUUGAGACGACACAAUAUUUGGUGGUCUUCUUCUAUAAGCCGAGCUGUAGGGCCUGUGAUAUAGUGUUGGAUGAGUUGGAGAACAUUGACGACGACUGCGAGAUAUAUGGCAUUAAUUUUGUCAAAAUACAGGACAUACCGCUCGCCAAACGCUACGGCAUAAAGACAUACCCGGCCCUCAUCUACUUCCGCAAUGGAAAUCCACUCAUAUAUGACGGCGACCUCCGGAACGAGGAGGCGGUACUCGAAUGGCUGAUCGACGACGACAACCGGGAGUUGGCCGACGAG
This is a messenger RNA of Oppiella nova, 403 nucleotides long. The record is from the annotation of a GenBank genome assembly. Lineage: Eukaryota; Metazoa; Arthropoda; Arachnida; Sarcoptiformes; Oppiidae.